AUGUUUGGCCCGUCUCUCCUUCUCCUUCUCUCCGUUUCGUCUGCACUCGCAUGGCAGCCAGACCACAUUCUGCGCAUCUCCAACGGCACCCUCGCCGCGGACUGCACCCCGCGCAUGUCCACCCUCAUCAACGGCACCUCUCCAGGCCCCGCCAUACGCGUCAAGGAGGGCGACCACGUAUGGAUCCGCGUCUACAACGACAUGGUCGACAGCAAUACGACCUUGCAUUGGCACGGGGUGAGCCAGUACAUGUCGCCGUUUGCGGACGGCACGCCCCAGACGAGCCAGUGGCCCAUCGCGCCUCAGAAUUAUUUCGACUAUGAGUUCAAGCUCGACAAGGGCAGCGCUGGCACCUACAUGUACCACACCCACGUCGGCUUCCAGAUCGUCACCGCCUACGGCGCGUUCAUCGUCGAGGACGCGGAGGACCCGCCGUACGCGUACGACGACGACCUCGUCCUCCUGCUCGGCGACUUUUACCACGCGCCGGAUGGCGCUAUCACCGCGGGCCUGCUCGGCGCGCCCUUUGCGUGGCUGGGUGAUCCGCAGGCGCUCACCGUGAACGGCAACGCGUAUGGGGCGUGCGACGCGAGCGCAAGCUCGGGCGCCGCGUGCGUGCCAGGGUGCCAUACUGAGGUCGUGCACGUCCUCCCGGACAAAACGUACCGCGUGCGCGUCAUCGGCGCGACCGCGCUCUCCUUCAUCUACAUGGCGAUCGAGGACCACCCCGGCUUCAACCUCAUCGAGGUCGACUCGGGCUACGUCGCCGCGCACAACGCGUCGCACCUCGAGGUCAACUCGGGCCAGCGCUAUUCCUUCCUCCUCCGCACGAAGCCCGCCGCGGAGCUCCGCGCGCUCAACAAGACCGCGUUCUGGGCGAACAUGGAGACCCGCUGGCGCCCGACGCGCGACCGCGGCGCGUGGCUCCUGCAGUACGACGCCGUCGAGCUCGCGCUCCCGCCCGUCGACGCGGCGCCGCAGCUCCCGGCGGCGCUCGGCGCGACGGGCCCCGCGUACGCGCCGAUCCCGGCGGACCUGAACGAGACGGUGCCGCUGCCAGACGAGGCGCCGUUCUGGGUUGUGCCGGCGCUGCGCCCGCUCGACCCUGCGGAGGUGCCGCCGCCGGACGCGCAGGUGUCGCGGCGGAUCACGAUUUCGAUGCAGCAGCUGAGCAACGGGACCGGGGCGACGCAGAAGGUAUUCUGGAACGUGGACCGGUACAUGUACUCGGAGGACGAGCCCGAGGUGCCAUACCUUGUGCAGGCGUACGAGGACCCGUCGGCGCUGCGCCCGGACUACGAGGCGGCGGCGGCGAACAACGGGUUCGACACGAGCACGAACGCGGUGCCGAUUCGCCUGAACGAGACCGUCGACAUGGUCUUCCUGAACCUCGCGAGCUUCGUGGGGACGCUCGAGGCGCACCCGUGGCACAUUCAUGGGCAGCACCCGUACGUGAUGGCACAGGGCCUGGGUAACUUCUCGGACGAGGCGUACGCUGCGGCGCGCCAGAACAUGACCGGGCUGCCGAUCCAGCGCGACACCAACAACAUCUUCGCGGGGCCCGUCGGCGCGGACUACACGAACGCGACGGUCGCGCCCGGGGAGAACGGCGGGUGGAUGGUGUACCGCAUGCGGGCGGAGGUCGCCGGCGCGUUCCUGCUCCACUGCCACCUGCAGCCCCACGCGGUGAUGGGCAUGGCGACGGUGCUUCUCGUCGGGAUCGACGCGCUCCCGACGCUCCCGACGAACUUCACCAAGGAGUUUGCGACGUACAACGCGACGCCGCGGGCGAAGCCGCAUAGCUUCUUCGAGCUGUAUCCUGAUCGGCGGACGGGGAGCAGCCAGGUUUGA
Messenger RNA from Heterobasidion irregulare TC 32-1, 1851 nucleotides. RefSeq names its product multicopper oxidase (gene HaMCO3). Bases 1 to 1851 code for a protein of 616 amino acids. The record is from RefSeq and is a predicted model, not a curated record. Gene Ontology annotation, molecular function: oxidoreductase activity; copper ion binding. NCBI's taxonomy places the organism in Eukaryota, Fungi, Basidiomycota, Agaricomycetes, Russulales, Bondarzewiaceae. The transcript is spliced from 10 exons.